Molecule: messenger RNA, 2562 nt
Organism: Nylanderia fulva
Lineage: Eukaryota; Metazoa; Arthropoda; Insecta; Hymenoptera; Formicidae
Source: RefSeq, a predicted model, not a curated record
CUAUAUAUAUCACUAAUUUCAUGUAGGAUAUUAUAUAUGUGACCAAUAGUAUUACGUAAGUUUGUGUAUCUUGUAUAUUUAAAGUCUAUUUGAUGUUGAUGCAUAAGAGAUUUUUUGUAUGUAAUUGAUGAACAUAAUUUUCAAGCAUAUGUUUGUCUACUGAGCUGAAGACCAAGUAUAAGGUUCUAAUUAUCACUAUCGCAGAACUCCAGCUAGUAACAGGUUCAAUCUUUCAAUGUUGUUCUUGUCUAGAUCUGGAGUUUUAGUAAUGCGAUGGAACUCUCAGCCAUCCAGAGAAUCUGAUGAUAAAGUAAUGAUUUACUUGUACAAUAUACAUGGAUACGUAAUAGGCCCCAGACUGCUAACACUAAUGCAAAUGUCCAAUUUUUAUUGCCAUUUAUGUGGUUUCAAACUGAUUGGACUUUGGUGUCAUUGGUGGAAGUGGUGUGGCCAUACAACAUACUUCAUCACACAUACGCAAUGGAAGUUACUAUAGAAGAGACAGCUAUGGAAAUUACAGCUUCAAAAGAUAGUGAAACUAAUCAAAAUCAAAGUAUGUUGGAUGGCAGGGCGAUUUCUUACCCACAACGCGAGAAUCAAAAUUGGGAUUCAAAGUCAACAGAAGAUCACAGUAUUAAGUCUUUUGGUACACCAGAUGAUAGUCAUGGUAGUGAUACUAUGGAUGGAGAAAAUAUAUGCAUCAACAAAGACAUUUUACGCAAUGGUUUAUACCAAGAAACUCCAGAACUUAACAUAAAUGUGAAUACUACUUCCGAUGAUUUACGACAAUUUGAUGUGCUGGACGAUUUAGAUCGUCAUCCAGAUCAAAAUGAUGGUUCUGAUGAUGAUUCAGAUACAGAUGAAAGUAUGGAUUCUGAUGUACCAGAUGAAGAAAUUGAAGCAAUGCUAGAAGAAGGUCUGCCCGAGGAAUUUAGAGGAAAAAGAAGAGACAAGAAAGAUAGUUUACCCUAUGAGGAGAAAGAGAAACUUGUUUUAGAUGAAAUUGGACAUAAUCAUUUUGACGUUCUCCCUGAGGGUUGGGUACAAGUGACACACAAUAGCGGAAUGCCAUUGUAUCUUCAUAAGCAAAGCAGAGUUUGUACUUUAGCAAAACCGUAUUUUCUUGGUCCGGGAAGCGUCAGGAAACACGAAGUUCCUGUAAGUGCCAUACCUUGUCUGCAGUACAAAAGAGCGUUAAUAGAAGAACAAGAGGAGCAAAAGAAGGAGAUGGAACGUGUACCAAACGCCGAAACCUGUAGUCUUCCCAGCGCAAAAAUUGAAACCAUACAAGAGAAUCGUGCGGCUCAUUCGUUAGAUAGCGAGCAAUUGAGAAACUAUUGUCAAUCUUUGUUUCGUUUUAAAUCUAUCAAAGUAAUGAGGUUUCAAUCUUGGUCAGCACGUCGAAAAUUUACAAAGAAUAAAAAACAUCGUAAGCAACUUGAGCGUCCAACUUUACCAGAUGGUACAAAAUUAAUAACUUUCCCUGUCAGUAGUUCCAGUACAACUGGGAGUGGAAAUGCUACUGGAGAUGAUAAUGGGCAGAGACCUGCAAAACACUGGAUAAUGAAUCCAUCUGGCAAAAGUUAUGUCUGUAUUCUUCACGAAUACGUGCAACACGCGUUAAAGAAGCAACCGACAUAUAAAUUUAAAGAAUUAGAAAAUGCGGCAACACCAUAUUCCGCGGUAGUUUGUAUUAAUGAUAUGGAAUACGGAAGCGGAUUCGGUAGCAGUAAGAAACAAGCAAAGGCGAACGCGGCUCGGAAGACGCUCGAAAUCUUAAUUCCUCAAAUGAAGGAUAAAAUUUCUGGCGAUAACAGCGGAGAGAAUGGAUCAAAUAAUGCUAGUCGUACGAUAAAAGCGUCUAGAGGGAAUUCUGAUGCGGAUCUCUCGUUCUUCGAUGAAAUAUCUAUCACAGAUCCGCGUGUCGCGGAAUUUUGUGCGAAAACCACAGAGCCCUCACCACAUGCUAUCUUAAUAACUUGCCUUCAAAGAAAUUAUGGUUUGGGAGAUAUGCAUAUUAAUUAUUCAGUAAAUACAUUGAAGCAUCAACGAAAUGAAUUUACAAUGACAGUUGGAAAACAUGAAGCUACUGUCGUUUGCCGUAAUAAGAAAGAUGGUAAACAGCGAGCAGCACAAGCGAUACUACAACUUAUACAUCCACACAUUCAAUCUUGGGGUUCCUUGUUGCGUCUUUACGGAUCACGAAGUGUAAAGUCUUUUAAGGAAAAGAAGCAAUUGGAACAAGAAAUAACCCUUUUGCAGAAUAAAGCCGCCGUUAAUCAACCGAAUCAUGCUAUUUUAGAUAAACUUAGGCAAGAAAUGAAAAAAUUAGCCGAACAACGCGAAGCAAUACAACCUAUUGGUAAGUUUGUACCACCAGAUUUACCAACAGGAUCCGCAGCUAAUUUGAAUAAUGUAGAUUUAUAAAAAAUUAAUCUGGGGAUUUUUGUAAAACAGAAUAUCAGUAAGAAAAACAUUCUAUAUACGAAAAAGAUGUAAGAUAUGUAUAAUGCUUUUUAGAAAUUAUAUACAUUCCCAGCAAACACCGAUAUAUAAUUGUUA